Messenger RNA from Ceratitis capitata (Mediterranean fruit fly), 2236 nucleotides. It is a transcript of the gene shop, whose product is annotated as probable sulfite oxidase, mitochondrial. Bases 380 to 2104 code for a protein of 574 amino acids. Gene Ontology annotation, cellular component: mitochondrion. NCBI's taxonomy places the organism in Eukaryota, Metazoa, Arthropoda, Insecta, Diptera, Tephritidae. The record is from RefSeq and is a predicted model, not a curated record. The transcript is spliced from 4 exons. Gene Ontology annotation, molecular function: heme binding; molybdenum ion binding; molybdopterin cofactor binding.
GUGUGCAAACACACUGGCAGCUGGUAACAUUUCGCCGCUCUCAGCUACGUCAACAACUGCGUAUGUAUCUGGCACUUGCCGUCGCCUGUUAUGGACGGAUGGUAGUUGCAACAUUAGGCUGAACAAACGCGAUUCAAUAAAAUUCAGUACCUAUUGUUAUUGCCCAUCUGGUUAACAGAACUAUUAAAUAAAAAAAAUUGUCUAUACUUCAUACGGAGCUACUGCAUUCUAGAUUAAUACUUAGCUGCACUUAUCAAAAACAUCUACGUGUACAUAUCUCUCGUUGUGCCUGCGCCAGCAUAUACAAAUUACAACAAUACGUUCCAUUUUCCGUCAUUGUGUUUCGGAAGCUGGCUACUUGGAAAAAGAUUAGAGCGAAAUGUUAAAGAUACAGUUUCAAAGUUUGUCAACACGAAAUAUUGGUGUUUUGUUCGCAAAGGACCGUACAUUUCGAUUGGGAUCUACAAACAGCACACUGAGAAAUUCACAUACUGAAAGCAAUCAGUUCAGCAAGCUGAAAAAUACUCUUCUUUACGGGUGUUUAGCACUGGGUGGUGUUGUAGCUGGUUUUUCUUUGUACGAACACAAAUAUAAAUUACUUAAUGUGAAUUUAAGUGGUUCUCAAAAAAUAAAUAAUUCCAUCACAGAAUUGAAUGGGGAUAAGCCAAUCUGGCAUACGAUUCGACGCUCUGAUUUGCCAACUUAUAAUGUGGAAGAAAUACAAGUUCAUUGCAGCGUUGAUAAACGUGUUUGGGUAACAUAUGGUAUCGGAGUGUACGACAUAACCGAAUUCAUAGCCGAACAUCCGGGCGGUGAAAAUAUUAUGUUGGGAGCAGGUAGUGCAAUUGAUCCAUUUUGGGCCAUUUAUCAGCAACACAAUAAUAAAGAAAUUUUAACACUUUUGGAGCUUUAUCGGAUCGGAAACUUAUCUCCUGAAGAUAAAGUAAGCACAGAAGACAUGGGUUCACCUUGGGCCCACGAGCCCAGACGUCAUCCUCUACUAAAUCCAACAUCUGAGAGACCAUUCAAUGCUGAGCCACCAAUGAAGCUUUUAGGAGAAAACUUUUUUACACCGAAUGAAUUUUUUUACGUUCGAAAUCAUUUGCCGGUUCCUCUUAUAGAUGCCAACAAAUUCGAGCUCGAGGUUUCAAUUGAAACGACCGAGUCGGGCAUGAAGGAGCAGUCAAAAUCAUUGACAUUAGCAGAUAUCAAACGAAUGCCAAAAUACACAGUGACCGCAGCGGUAAUGUGCGGUGGUAAUCGUCGUUCGGAAAUGACGAGGGUGAAAUCUGUAAAAGGUCUCUCUUGGAAUGCGGGGGCUGUGGGUAACGCAACUUGGUCCGGUGCUCGCUUAAGGGAUGUUCUGUUGGCCAUGGGCGUUGUCCCUAAUGAAAAUCUUCAUGUUGUUUUAGAAGGUGCUGAUCUAGAUCCAACCUCGCAUCCAUAUGGAGCAUCGAUUCCCUUGUCAAAAGCAAUGGAUGAACGCGGUGACGUCAUACUAGCAUACGAAAUGAAUGGUAAAGUAUUGAGUCGUGAUCACGGCUACCCGCUGCGGUGCAUUGUUCCCGGAACUGUGGGUUCUCGCAAUGUGAAAUGGUUAUCACGUAUCGCUGUGUCUGAGAACGAAUCCAACUCACAUUGGCAGCAAAACGAUUACAAAGGAUUCAGCCCAAGUACAGAUUGGGAUACAGUUGAUUUUUCAAAAUCACCAGCUAUACAGGCAAUGCCUGUGACUUCAGCAAUAUGUUCGCCUGUAGAUGGGGAUGCGCUCAUAAUCAAAGAUGAUGGAUAUUUAACUGUGCAUGGUUACGCUUGGUCAGGAGGUGGUCGUCGUAUCGUACGUGUUGAUUUGACUAUUGACCAAGGGAAAACGUGGCAUGUGGCCGAAUUACAACAGGAGGAUCAUCCCGAUGGUCGCCAUUAUGGUUGGUCACUAUGGACUGUACGGAUACCGAUUGAAAAUACAACUUCUUCCGAAGUAGAAAUCUGGGCCAAAGCUGUUGAUUCUGCUUAUAAUGUUCAACCAGAAAAUUUUGAAAACAUUUGGAAUUUGCGUGGAGUGCUAGCAAAUGCUUAUCAUCGCAUAAGAGUGAAAUUAAUUUAGGCCGUCAAAAAUCCCAAAUAAAUUUCCUUUAUUAAUUGGAAAGAUUUACUACAAUGCAAAAAUUUUAUUUUUUAUUGCCACUCGCCAUCAAAAGACUGUAAUACACAUAGGAAAUAAAGUAAGUAAGAGCGU